Messenger RNA from Nannospalax galili (Upper Galilee mountains blind mole rat), 1634 nucleotides. It is a transcript of the gene Foxb1, whose product is annotated as forkhead box B1. The coding region runs from base 284 to 1261 and encodes 325 amino acids. The record is from RefSeq and is a predicted model, not a curated record. Gene Ontology annotation, molecular function: RNA polymerase II cis-regulatory region sequence-specific DNA binding; DNA-binding transcription factor activity, RNA polymerase II-specific. The transcript has 2 exons. Lineage: Eukaryota; Metazoa; Chordata; Mammalia; Rodentia; Spalacidae. Gene Ontology annotation, biological process: anatomical structure morphogenesis; regulation of transcription by RNA polymerase II; cell differentiation.
CGAGCCCGGAGGCGGCGGCUGCCACCACCGGCUCCCGCACUCCGCAGCCCAGCCCUGCGGUCUUGGCGGGACGCACUGCCCAGCAGCGCCGCGGAGCUGAGCCCAAGAAGCCAGUUUUGCUGCUAGUCCCACCGAGCCCCGACUCUGCGCUCGCAUCCCACGAGGGGAGCGACUCUGCCACCAGCGGCGCCAUCCCGGAUGCAGUGGCGCAACUUGGAGCAACUUUAAGAUCCGACCAGUCCUCCCAGCCGCGCGGACCCUGAUCAAGAAGGCGAGCGAGAAGAUGCCUCGGCCGGGCCGCAACACCUAUAGCGACCAGAAGCCACCCUACUCUUACAUCUCGCUGACCGCCAUGGCCAUCCAGAGCUCCCCCGAGAAGAUGCUGCCUCUCAGCGAGAUCUACAAGUUCAUCAUGGACCGCUUCCCUUACUACCGGGAGAACACGCAGCGCUGGCAGAACAGCCUGCGCCACAACCUCUCCUUCAACGACUGCUUCAUCAAAAUCCCACGGCGGCCGGACCAACCCGGUAAGGGAAGCUUUUGGGCGCUGCAUCCUAGCUGUGGGGACAUGUUCGAGAACGGCAGCUUCCUGAGGCGCCGUAAGCGCUUCAAGGUGCUCAAGUCGGACCACCUGGCGCCCAGCAAGCCCGCCGACGCGGCGCAGUACCUGCAGCAGCAGGCCAAGCUGAGGCUCAGCGCGCUGGCCGCCUCGGGCACGCACCUGCCGCAGAUGCCCUCCGCUGCUUACAACCUGGGCGGCGUCGCGCAGCCCUCAGGCUUUAAGCAUCCCUUCGCGAUAGAGAACAUCAUCGCGAGGGAAUACAAGAUGCCUGGGGGACUGGCCUUCUCGGCCAUGCAGCCUGUUCCCGCUGCCUACCCGCUCCCUAAUCAGUUGACUACCAUGGGCAGCUCUCUGGGCACCGGCUGGCCACACGUGUACGGUUCCGCGGGUAUGAUCGACUCGGCCACUCCCAUCUCCAUGGCGAGUGGCGACUACAGCGCCUAUGGAGUGCCGCUGAAGCCUCUGUGCCACGCGGCGGGCCAGACGCUGCCCGCCAUCCCGGUGCCCAUCAAGCCCACGCCGGCCGCUGUACCUGCGCUGCCCGCCCUGCCCGCGCCCAUCCCUACCUUGCUCUCGAACUCGCCGCCCUCGCUCAGCCCCACGUCCUCGCAGACAGCCACCAGCCAAAGCAGUCCUGCCACCCCCAGCGAAACGCUCACCAGCCCGGCCUCCGCCCUGCACUCGGUGGCAGUGCACUGACCCACAGAAGCCGGGGCUUCCCUCUUGGUCACCUGUCCGCCACUCCACUCGCAACUUCCCCGGGUCCAGCCCUCUCCGACCUAGGACCGCGGUCCUAACUUGUUCAUUCUUCUUCCUCCAACUCUCUCUCCCGGGAGAACUUUUGUUUUGGGACCCAGAAGACAAACCACAAACUUGCUGGAAGGCGCGUGAGCGCUUGUCUUCGCCUCUCCUAUGUUCCAGGGAAAGCAGGGGCUAACCUAAGCCAAGCGGUCCCUCCAGGUCCCCCGAAACCCACUCCCAUUCAACUGGCAGGACACCCUGCCUCCCUCCUGCGCGGGGCAAAAACGUGUCUUCUACUGGACUCCGCGUAGCUCAGGACUCCGUGAGAUUC